AUGGCCGAACGCAGUUGGCGCCCAUCAAGGAAGAAAUAUGGAGUUGCAAUAUUCAACUUUUUGGGAAAUGUUAAGAAUGGUUUAAGGCUACAGAUUGGUGAAACUGUUCACAUUUUGGAGGAAUAUGGAACAGGAGCUAAGGGUUGGUACAGAGGCAAGUCUCUCCACCAGAAAGGAACAACGGGGAUUUUCCCAGCAGCCUUAAUACACAUCAAAGAAUGUGAGGUUGACAAUGAAGGUCCCCAAGAGACAAUUACGCCUUUGGAGGAUCCCAUGGUGAAGGAGGUCACCUACGUCCUACGGGAGUGGUACACACUUUGGAAGUCCCUCUUUAUGAAAUGGGGAGAGUUAAGUGUAACAGUUCAGGAAAUCAGGAAUGCUAUGCUACACUUGGUGUCGUUGCGAGGCAAGCUCAUCAGUGCUGCCUUGUCACAUGAACAAGCCAAGGAUCUCCGCCAGGAGAUCGCAACACUCAUAGACUGGGGGGCUGUAAAACUGGGUAUGGACUUUGUGCCACGAGUUGAAGGAGAACAAGUUGAUCCGGAACAAAACAGUGUGACUGGGCUUUACAGACUCCACUCAAAAAGCACUUCCAACACUACCUCAGAUAUACCAAAGAAACGCAGUAGCAGUGAGUCUCAGAACUUGAGAGGGGAUGGCAAGGGAGAGGGGAUGUACCAUCUUCUCGUCAACUUUCGGUCAUCACAGUGUGCCAUUAUGGAGGAGUCUGUCCUCUACCUGUCUGUGUACAAUGCCAGAGAACGGAAAUUUAUCAGUGAACAGUUUGAAGUGUGUGUAAGCAAGAAUGGCUUUCCACAAGACCCUGACAAAGUUAAUGGAUACUACGGUCUGUUUUCAGACUUAUCUUCAGAAGAUCUGAACAAAACCUUGUUUCUAGUUAUCAAAAUUUACAGAUGUGGUAAAAUGUUAGCUACAACGCAACAGAAGGGUGCAGGACGUACGUACAGACGUCCAUUCGGAGUCGGAGUGAUGAAGGUUGAGGAAGUGAGACAUAUGUCUUCCACAGAUAAGGAGUAUGAAACAAUGAUGAAGGUCACCAGUUGUGUGGACAGUGAGAACUCCUUCCCAGAUCAACAUGAGAGCCUGAUCAGGAAGGCUCUGCAGGAAAAGAGUGGCAGCAGACUAGGAGCAAGCUUUAAGGAAGAUAAAGUUAAUUUAGGUGUUACAUUUUCAUUCAAGAUGUUCCAAGGUGACCUACAAGCAAUCAAAACAGAGGAGGCCAUCUUGUUUUCCAAGGGAGUUACUGUGAUACCGAAACUCAGUUUUACUGAUCUUAUCAUUAACCCAGGUCAAUUGAGGAAUGACAUCUACCUGACACUAGUCAGUGGGGAGUAUGAUCGUGGCAAGAAAAAGUCGGAGAAGAACGUAGAAAUAGUUGUGACUGCACUUGACUCUAACGGAGUAGAAAUCAAGAACUGUAUGAGCUUUGGAUGUGGAGAGAAACCGCAAACCAAUUUUUACUCGACAAUCUAUUACCAUGACAACAGUCCACAGUGGAACGAAACAGUCAGGUUAUCAGUGCCAAUGGAAAUGCUACCUAAAUCCCUAAUUAGAUUUGAUAUUUAUCAUUGUUCAACUAGAGGAAGAGAAAGUAAGAAACCAGUAGGAUUUGCUUUCUUAUGUGUAACUAACAACGAGGACAUUGUUAUACACGACGGGUCACAUGACCUGUGUAUAUACCAGUGUGAGGACAUCAGCAAGGUGGUAUUCAGGAAGUAUCGAAGACUGCCAUAUUUGUAUGAUGACACUGGAGAGGCAAGAAUGUCCAUGUUUCCUAGCAACCAGCCCUACAAGAAAAGUGCAAAAGAGAAAUUGACCGUGAAGACUCAGCUGUGCUCUACCAAAUACACCCAGACAAGUGACCUUUUGGGCCUACUGCAGUGGAAACUUCCAGAAAACCAGCAGCGUCUCCCUACAAUAUUGGACCAAUUCAGUAAAAUAGAGGGCGUUGAAAUCAUGAAGUUCCUCCCUGAUGUGCUGGACUCUCUCUUUGCCAUCAUGACAGACGGCUUUGCUAAUGAAGACACCAACACCUCCAAAGUGUUCCAAGUUCUGGUCUACGUACUGAACCUCCUAAGGGACAGUCGGUUUGUCACCUUCUUACCUGUGCUAGAGAACUACCUGUCCGGCCAAUUUUCCUCACCUGUAGUUCACAGAGAUAUGCUGAAAUGUUUUGCUGAGGGGAUACAUUGUUACUGUGAAGGCGGGGUCUUCACAGUGUCUCUCUGUCUAAAGGUGUUAGAACAGAUUCUACGGUUUGUGGUGCGAUCCAGAGAACUACAGCUCAGCCUCGGCAGUGGAGAUGAGAUUGAAUUCAAGAAGAAUCUUCAGGACCUUUUUGCUAAGAUGGGGGAGCUGGUGUCACGUAAUAAUGACAGGACAAAGAUAUCCCAGAUGGCUUUGCUGAGUAAUCUACAUUUGGCGUAUGGACCCUUACGAGGUGUGCUCACUCUACGGGAGAUGGCAGAACUUGUUGUCAUGGUAAUCACCAGAAUGCCAAAAUCCAAGGAACUACCAGAGGAUGUCCAACGCAACAAACUGGAAUUUAUACAGGAAACGGUCAACUCGGAGCUAUUCCAGGCCGAUGAAUCUCGGAGCAUCAUUCUACCCCUGUGUCUGAGUCAGAUAAAGUACUGUAUGAUAGAAAAGUUUAUGCUGCCACAAGUCACCGGUAUCCUUGGCGACAUCCUCAACAAUGUGUUCCAGAUGAAACAGCGGCAUAAUGGAUCAAGAUCUCAACCGCGGAAACGGUGUAUGCAGCAGGAUAUGAAGACAAUGGUGCUGAGCGUGUUUGAGGUGAUACUGCAGACUGUACUAGCCCUAACAGAGAAGUCAGUCCUGCCGUUACAUCACCAGCAAUCCAUUCUGGAGAAGUCCGACACUGAGCAGAAAUCUCCCUUACCUCGGAAAAGGAUCCUUCCUGUUAGAACUUCUUCACACUUAGUUGAUAGACCGAGACCCGAAAAAUAUAAUGAAUUUCGACCGAAAACAGAAUUUGAACCUGUAAAACGGAAAAGGAUUGAGAUCAACCACAUGGUGCCCAUGUGUCAGGAUACACAAUCUGUCAUCAUCCCGUCCUCCAGUCCCGCUGCAACACUGUCAGCUGAAAAACUGGCAAAAGUUUCUGGGGAGCUGAUAUCCUGCCUGGUUGACAUGCUACGCUUGAUGGACGAACAUCAUUAUGAGGCAGUGAUGAAAAUGUUUCCAGAACAGCGACCCCUCAAGGAUUUUCUGUUGCGAGUAUUUCUGACAUUCCAAGAGCUGAUCAAGCAAGAAGUGUUCCCUACACAAUGGACAGUCAUGAGGCUAGUCACCAACAACGUGAUAUUUACAGCAGUAGAAUACUUCUCCCAGGCACUCACCAAAAACUUUCUACAUCAUGAAGAUUUUGACUUGGGUCUUUGGCAGCACUACUUUAACCUAUCUGUGGCCUUCAUCACCCAGCCAAGUCUUCAGCUAGAGAAAUACUCCGAGGCCAAGAGAAAGAAGACUAAGGAGAGAUAUCAAGACAUGCGGGUACCCAUGGGCUAUCAGAUACAGACGCUGUGGGAAAAACUGGGAAACAAUCAACGUCACUUCAUACCAUCUCUGAUUGGUCCACUCCUCGAGGUCACCUUGGUACCAGAAAAUGAACUGAGGUCUGCCACGCUGCCAAUCUUCUUUGACAUGAUGAAAUGUGAACAGAGGAUUAACGGAAACUUCCUCUUGGUGGAAAAUGAAAUGAUAGAGAAACUGGAUGUUUUUAUCACAACCUGUAGUAAGGGAGACAACCAGUACCGGGAACUCUUCAGAAAAAUACUUUUGGACAAAGUGCAAGCAGACCCGACACUCCAAGAAAAUGGCAGUCAGUUUAUCUUGUCCGUCACCAGUCUGCUGGAACGACUUCUCGACUACAGGAAUGUAUAUGAUGGAGAGGAAAAUAGUGACAGACGCAUGCAGAGUACCUUCAAUAUCCUCAACUUCUACAAAGACAACAGUAAUAGACAGGAGAUGUACAUGCGCUACAUCAAGAAGCUAUAUGACCUUCACCUCUCGGCCAAGAACUAUGUUGAGGCUGGCCUCACCUUACAAUUGUAUGCAAAACUGCUGAAUUGGACCGAUGACAUCAAACAAGGGGAGAUGGGCUACCAUCCGCAACCAGAGUGGGAGAGGAAAGAGGGCAUGUACCAAAAGGUCAUAGAGUGCUUUGACAAGGGCAAGGUGUGGGAGUUUGGCAUUCCACUAUGUAAAGAACUGGCAAAGUUCUAUGAGGAGAGACUGGAGUAUCGCAAACUCAGUCAGAUUCUGCAAAAACAGGCUGCUUUCUUCAGUAAAAUAUUGGACGGCGUGGAAGUGGUGGAAGACGGACAGAAGAAAUUCUACCCCAGACAGAAGCCCAGCUUCUUUAGAGUGGCAUACUAUGGUCGCAACUUUCCUCCGUUCGUCAGGAACAAAGCAUUUGUGUACCGAGGCCAUGAGUGUCUGAAAUUACAAGAUGUAAUAAACCAGCUAACACAAGAGUUUCCCUCGGCAACCAUUAUGCAGAAGAACACGAACCCGACGGAAGAGAUGAUGGAAGGCGAGGCACUGAUUAUACAGAUCUGUGGUGUUAAGCCAGUAGCUGAGAAGAGACCAGAAUUUAGACACUGUCCUAACGCUGCCACAGAAAUUCAACAAUUCUACAAUGUCAAUGAUGUUGAUACAUUCCAGCUUGAUAAGUCUGUCUACCGUGGCGAGAAAGACAAGGAUAAUGAGUUUAAGUCCCUGUGUACAGAACGGGUUCUGAUGAAAACAAGCUAUAAGUUCCCUGGGAUAUUACAAUGGUAUGAGGUUGUCAAUACUGAGACAGUAACCUUGAACCCUCUGAGGACGGCCAUUGAAGCAGUGAAAAAGGCAUGCCGAGAACUAAAGAGCACUAUCAGAGACUGUGAGCACAAUCAGACUGACGACAACAUCAAGCACUUGUCCAUGCUGCUAAAUGGCAUGAUCAGUGCUAAUGUAAUGGGAGGCAUUCCUAAGUACAAGGAGGCUUUCUUCUCCAAUGAGUUUGCGAUAGAACAUCCAGAGGAGACAUACCUCUGCCCAGAGCUGAAGCGUUGUAUACAGGAACAAAUAGGCCUGCUGGAUAAGGGUCUGAAAAAAAUGAAAACGGCUGGUCAUAAAGAUCUGACUGCCAUGGUAAACAAUCUGGAGGGGAUACUCAAAGAUAUCAAAGAGAGUGUGGAGGACAAGGACUCACAGAGACCACAAAACAGACGGUCAGAUUCAGGAAAUGCCAGUCUCUGCGACAAUAGUGUCCAGUAUCUUACCCGCCCAACUACCCCCAGUACCUACUCUGUAAAUUCCAGCGGCAGCAGCAACAGAUCCUCUGAGUGCUCAGUCUCCAUAGAUGGGCAGUCUCACGAUGACGUGUAUACAGACCUAGAGGAGAACCCACAUCAGCAUCCUCCACAUCACUUUAACCUUUCACCCCUAAUACCUCCGCCUCCACCGGAAAAGAGACGACAUAGUCAGCACAUCCCUGUAGGGAGUUCCGGGCAACAUGUCUUCUUUGGAAGCCCCAGAGCAGCUGUGCCCCCUCCAAUACCGUCACGGCCACACUCACUGUGUUUGAAUGGGCUAGCAGCCCAACAGGUAGCAACGCAGAUGCAGACCUCUCGUCAUGGUAGUGACCCAAACAUCAAACAGACCAGACCAACAAGUUCUUAUUCCAUCAGACAUGAAGGAGAGUACCUGUAUCCAGAGGGACCACCUACACCAUGUGCAAAGGAGUCAAAGAAACGAGAUGUUUAUGUGACCCCCCUCAGUCCCCCAAUCCCUACCCAUGGACGACACUUGUCCACUGGGGAGAGUCCGCCUCCCUCCCCAUCCCCCAGUAUGAUGUCAUCAGCAUCCACCCCAGCACUCCCACCACGAAAACUCUCAGAGUCCACAAAUGAAGAUGCACCACCUUCCCUUCCAAGGAAAGCAUCAACAGGUCAACCAAUACUCCCACCUAAGUUAACUACCGGAUGUAAACCUGUGAAAGGGGGAAUAUCACGACCUGCUCCUCCACUCCCUCCUCGUCAACCUACCCCUUCCCCGAAAUCUCCGGAACAGGAAUCGCAACUGUCCCGAUCUGUGUCAAAUGUCUCUACUCACAGUAACGACAGAGUGACUGUACGGCUAAACGAUUCGAGCUCUACAAAUCUGAACAAUUCUAACAGUGCUGACUAUAAACAGGUGGAGGAUGGGUCCAAUGACCCACCGCCUAUCCCACUGAGACACAGUCAACGGAUAGAAUCCCCACCACAGGUGUCGUCACGAUUGUCUUUACCCGAUAGAAAGUCCACCGUGUCAAUUGAGUUUGAGAACACGCCUUUGUAAGACUGACACUCCGGCGACUCAUUGUGAUCUGUGAUUUUAUAUUGAAUCGUGCUACAGUAUAUAUAUAUAUAUAUAAUGAGAUGUGUAUAGUUCAGUAUUUCCUUCCUUGGAAAGUUGUACAAUAUGGAUGUGCAAUUUCUUUACGACGUGUAUAUAUGUAUACAGGGUGAUAUAUGUUAUGGUGAUUUUUAACACAUGUCUUAUCAGACAAAACAACAGUGUAUUGAUCUUCACCAAAGGAGCAAUAUUUCAAGGAAACAUGAAUUGUAUUUUUACCAAAGGACAAAUUGUUGUUUGUUUCACUUAGCUGCAAUGAAAACUGCUUUAAGAUUGGAGUAAAUACUCUGUUUUCAUUCUAACUCUUUACACAGGAAGUUAAUAUUAUUACGUUGAUAGACUUGUAUUGAUUGUUGAACAAAUUGAAUGAUCUCAUUCUACAGAACACUGUACGGCUAUUUAGACAGGCCCAUUAAACUAUUCCCUUAACAGUU
Ylistrum balloti is the source of this 6857-nucleotide messenger RNA. RefSeq names its product dedicator of cytokinesis protein 4-like. Gene Ontology annotation, molecular function: guanyl-nucleotide exchange factor activity; small GTPase binding. The transcript is spliced from 55 exons. The record is from RefSeq and is a predicted model, not a curated record. Gene Ontology annotation, biological process: small GTPase-mediated signal transduction. Gene Ontology annotation, cellular component: cytoplasm; plasma membrane. Lineage: Eukaryota; Metazoa; Mollusca; Bivalvia; Pectinida; Pectinidae. Bases 1 to 6366 code for a protein of 2121 amino acids.